GCUUGGCCGGCGCGCGCCUGCGCGGGGCUGGGCCGGGCCGGGCCGGCGGCGGGGCUGCACCUGCGGCCGCCGCGGGGCGGGGCGGGGCGGAGCGGGGCGGGGCGGGAGCGCCGGCGGGCAGCCGGCCAGCGCGGAAAUGCCGGAGCGGCAGAGGUAGCCCCCGGGUGGCGGCAGCCCAUGUGCGAGCCGCGCUCGGGGCGGCAGGCGUCCUCCUCUCCCUGCCCGCCCCCAGCGCCGUGAGCCUGCCCCCGGCGGCCGCGCCUCCGCCCCCCGGGCUAUCUCCGCACCUGGGCCGCGCCCGCCGCCGGGAGGAUGGCACAGCCGGCGGCGGAGGCGUGUGCCUGCGCCGCGGCACCGGCAGACGAUGGCGAGGAGACAAACGGCAGGAAGGUGGCUCUCAUCACGGGCAUCACUGGGCAGGGAUAAUGAUGCUCUCAGAGUCCUGGUGUUUUGAGCAAGAAGGUGCAGGAGAAAAAUGGCAUGGAAGGAAAAAUCACAAUUUCCCUUGGAGCAGCUUCUGCACUGUGAAAAAAGAUGUGCUGGUGGAUGGAUCGUACUUGGCUGAGUUCCUGCUGGAAAAAGGCUACGAGGUACAUGGCAUCGUUCGUCGGUCUAGUUCUUUUAAUACAGGCCGGAUUGAACAUCUCUAUAAGAACCCACAGGCUCACACUGAAGGAAACAUGAAGCUGCAUUAUGGUGACCUCACGGACAGCACCUGCCUGGUGAAGAUCAUCAAUGAAGUCAAACCCUCUGAGAUAUACAACCUGGGAGCUCAGAGCCACGUCAAGAUUUCUUUCGACCUAGCAGAAUAUACUGCUGAUGUUGAUGGGGUUGGCACUUUACGGCUCUUAGAUGCUAUUAAGACCUGUGGCCUUAUCAACUCUGUGAAGUUCUACCAAGCCUCCACCAGUGAACUUUUUGGAAAAGUGCAAGAAAUCCCACAAAAGGAGACCACCCCUUUUUACCCGAGAUCGCCUUACGGGGCAGCAAAACUGUAUGCCUACUGGAUUGUGGUGAACUUCAGAGAGGCCUACAAUCUCUUUGCUGUCAACGGCAUCCUCUUCAAUCACGAAAGCCCCAGGAGAGGGGCUAACUUUGUUACUCGAAAAAUUAGCCGAUCAGUUGCAAAGAUUCACCUGGGGCAGCUGGAUUGUUUCAGCCUGGGCAAUCUGGAUGCUAAGAGAGACUGGGGCCAUGCCAGGGACUACGUUGAGGCCAUGUGGCUGAUGUUACAAACAGAUGAGCCUGAGGACUUUGUUAUAGCCACUGGGGAGGUCCAUAGUGUCCGUGAAUUUGUGGAGAAGUCAUUUAAGCACAUUGGGAAAACCAUUGUGUGGGAAGGGAAGAAUGAAAAUGAAGUAGGACGAUGCAAAGAGACUGGCCAUAUCCAUGUGACAGUCAAUCACAAGUACUACAGGCCAACUGAAGUGGAUUUUCUGCAAGGGGACUGUACCAAAGCCAGACAAAAGCUGAACUGGAAACCAAGAGUCACAUUUGAUGAGCUGGUGAGGGAGAUGGUGGAUGCCGAUGUGGAGCUCAUGAAGAACAACCCUAACGCCUGAGGCCCAGCUGGCAUCACAGGACCUGUGGCAGGGGCGCACCCCACAGCCAGCACCGCCAUGAGCCACCAGGGUGGCCCCCCCUCUUUGUGAUGGUUUUAUUGCUGGCCUGCCUGUGUGUGAAAGGCCAGUUUUAACCCCCCCUGCACACCCUCCCAGUGCCUCUGGCCCCACACAUCACCCCAGGGUCAGCCCUGCCUGGGCUGACUCCAGCUCCUGCCAUUAACUGGGGAAGGGUCACCUCCCUCUCCCAAUACUGUACCUGAAGUACCCAUCAGCCAGCAAGCCCACUGCUUUCCUUUUUUAAUUAAACCUCAUCUUUCUGUUACCUAGGACCUCCACCACAUUUUUAGUACUUUUUCCCAUUUGCAAAACAAAAGCAUCCCCUGCCCUCCACCCCCAACCUCCCCACUCC
Molecule: messenger RNA, 1974 nt
Organism: Falco peregrinus (peregrine falcon)
Lineage: Eukaryota; Metazoa; Chordata; Aves; Falconiformes; Falconidae
Gene: GMDS
Product: GDP-mannose 4,6-dehydratase
Exons: 12
Coding region: 426-1562 (378 amino acids)
Biological process (GO): GDP-mannose metabolic process
Molecular function (GO): GDP-mannose 4,6-dehydratase activity
Source: RefSeq, a predicted model, not a curated record